GGUCUGUAGGGCGGGCUGGGUCCCGGAAGCGGAAGCGCAGUGCACUUCCGGCGCGCAGCGGGCGGCCAUGUUGGAGCAGCGGAGGCGGCGCAGAGGCGCGUCUUGGGUCCCCGCGGCGGCGCCGGUGCCAAGCGCUGGUUUGCGGAUACCCAGGCAGAUCUGCAGUGCCUAAUGCCAUGAGUGUGGUGGUUCAGCAUGUGGAGGAAAAAGCUGUGCACUCCUGGUCGCGCAUCUCCACGGCAGGGAAGAAGGCCCUGGAAGAGGCGCUGCUUGUCUUUAACCCAAUGAGCCAGGAUCUCAGUGCCACAGAGGCCCAGCUUGUGGCCUUCCUACAGGGCUUGCGAGAUGAUGGCUUCCAACCUACCAUCCUGCGCAGUGGUGAUGUCUAUGGCUAUAGUUCAUGCACAGCUAAUCCCCCAAGCCAGACGAAACUGCAGGCUCGUGCCCCUAACCCAACUGCCACAUCACCUCCAGCCAGUGCUCCCCGAACUGCCAUGCGGUUGCCUGCAGGUCGGGCCACACUGCUUCCCAUGCCGCUAUCUGGCAGACUGGCCAAAGCAUCCACACCAGCCCUUGCCAAGCAUGCUACCACCAACCUGCUGCUGAGCUCUCUGAAGCAGUCAAGUGCCAGCCAUGCCCGGGGUGCAGCAGUGGGCUUCCCCACCCACCUUUAUCCAGGCGUCUACCCUGCCAUGCGGCUCUCUGUUGUCCUUGAGGCCCUGGUUCCGCUUAAGACUCCCAUGCCCUGCUUGGGUGCCAAGCACAAGGCACAGUCACUGCAGCUCUCACUUGCAGACUCUCCUCUGAAACUGCGGAAAAGUUCAGGGAAGGGGAACCCUCGGCCCAAAGCUCCCAGAAAAACCACAAGCAAGGGCCCCAAGUGUCUGACUCUCAAAGGCCCUGGGGCUGGACCCCGACGAGGCUCUGGGCACCAGAGCAAAACCAACAGAGCCACUGGGUCCCCCAGCGUCCAGCAAAUGAAAGGGGGCUCUGCCCUGGGCACCAAAACAGCCCAGGCCAAGGUAGCUCGAACACUGGCCAAAGCUGCUCAUGCCCAAGCCAAGGUGGCUCGAACACAGGCCAAGGCUGCUAAGGCCCGGGCCAAGGCCAAGGCAGCACGGGUCAAGGCUAAGGCCAAAGCUAAGGCAGCACGGGUCAAGGCCAAGGCCAAAGUCAUGGCAGCACGGGCCAAGGCCAAGGCUAAAGCCAAGGCCAUACGGGCCAAGGCCAAGGUGGCUCGGACCCAGCCCAGGGGCAGAGGCAGGCCAAAGGGGUCUGCUAAGGCCAGAACUACAAGGAAGGGCCAGAAAAACCGCCCUGAGACUGUUGGGCAGAAGAGGAAAAGGGCUGAGGAGGCAAAAGAUCUUCCUCCCAAGAAGAGAACACGGCUUGGGCCCCGAUCUCCUAAGGCAUGGCUAGGGCCUGGAACAGCAAAGCUGCUGAAGUUCCGUGCCAUAAAGGUAGAUAGGCGGUCCUCGGAUGAUGAGGUGCGGCAGCGGGCUCAGCGGAUCCUCCGCGUGAACCUGUCACCUGUAAUACGGCUCCAGCCAUUGCUGCCAUAUUCAGCAGUCUGAUUCCUUCACACGGCAAUGUUUGGGGAAACUAAGCCCAGCUGUCUGUGUGGCUAGUGGCACAGUGUGCUAUGCCCGUGGACUCCACAAUCUUGAGGACUCUGGGUACCUCUCUAGGGCCCUGGUGACCACCAGCCUCCUUUCAGAAACCAGAGGGGGUGGGGUACGGUGGGGUGGGUGGGCGGGAGGGGUGUUUUCAUGGCGCGAUGCACUGUGACUUGUUAUUCAAGUUGUAUGUCUACUGUUUCAUCUAUCAUGUUUUAUACCUUUCCACCUUCCA
Pongo pygmaeus (Bornean orangutan) is the source of this 1851-nucleotide messenger RNA. RefSeq names its product coiled-coil domain containing 71 (gene CCDC71). Bases 177 to 1574 code for a protein of 465 amino acids. Lineage: Eukaryota; Metazoa; Chordata; Mammalia; Primates; Hominidae. The transcript has 2 exons. The record is from RefSeq and is a predicted model, not a curated record.